AUUCCAAUCCCUCCUGUGCAAGUUUCUGGAGCACUCCUGGCCUGACAAAAGUCCAUGCUUCAAAGCGUAUUCUUAAGCCAAUUCUCAAUCCUCCUCAUCCAUCCCAGCAACCAAGUCUCUCAAAACCAGCUUGUACUUGUGAGUGCACCUGUCACAGCAUUUUGUUGGCCAUGAUGAAGGAUGUCAAGCAUGAACAAGGACAGAGGCUAACUGUGAUGGAGCUACAAGUCCAGUCACUAAUUAACCACUUUGGCCUCAGGAGUAAAACCUCUUCCUUUGUGGGUCAUGUGAAUCUCAGAUUUAAAACACCAGAAGUGUCACUGUUCUCUGAUUGCAUCAAAGCAGAUGAAGAGUAUGGAGAAGAAUCAAUUGCUAUUCUGGCAUCUACUAUCUGAAAUAUGGAAGGGAAGAAAGCAGUCUCAACUCUCAUGCGUCAACUCAUGGAUGAUGGAGCUGCCCUUUACUUUGUUUGCAAGUCCACAAGACACAAGGAGAAGCAGGCCCUUACAGAACUGGGCAUCUUUGACCUCAUAUCAAAAGCUAUUGAUUGCAGUGGGAAAGCUGCUUCCAUGUCCCAACAAGAGAGAACCAUCUUUGUUAGUGACUGAUUUCGGCAGGCUAAGGAGCGCCUUUAUCAGAAGGAACCUGCCC
Molecule: messenger RNA, 651 nt
Organism: Darwinula stevensoni
Lineage: Eukaryota; Metazoa; Arthropoda; Ostracoda; Podocopida; Darwinulidae
Source: the annotation of a GenBank genome assembly